CCCAUUUCCUUCUUCAGAAAAAUCUCUCUGUAAUAACAGUUUUCGGUUCUCUUCUAAAGAGGAUAAAAGAGGGAAGAGAGAGAGAUUUCUUUGAAUUCAGUAACGAAGUCAAGCAGCGGCAGUAGCAGCGGCGGCGUCUGCUGCUGAUGGGCGACGAUAGAUCGUUGAUUACAAUGGCUAGCAGAGACAGAGAUCGAGAGCUCCUCAUACCAGUUGCUGACUCCGUCGAAGACGAUUCCGGAUCCAAAGCUUCUUCUUCUUCCGCUGCUGCUUCUGCGGCUUCGCAUGGUAGAGAGGCAUUUUAUAAAGUUGUUCGAAGCUGGGCUUCAAAAAAGUUCAUGACAGGAUGUGUUAUCUUGUUCCCAAUAGCGAUCACUUUCUAUAUCACCUGGUGGUUUAUACAUUUUGUGGAUGGAUUUUUCUCCCCAAUCUAUGUUCAUCUCGGAAUCAAUGUCUUCGGACUCGGUUUCGUAACUUCCAUAACAUUCAUCUUUGUGAUUGGGGUGUUUAUGUCAUCAUGGCUGGGGGCAUCUGUUCUUAGCCUCGGGGAAUGGUUUAUCAAGCGGAUGCCGUUUGUUCGCCAUAUUUAUAGUGCAUCCAAACAAAUCAGUUCUGCCGUAUCACCUGAUCAGAACAGCCAAGCCUUCAAGGAAGUGGCCAUUAUAAGGCAUCCACGCAUUGGUGAAUAUGCCUUUGGGUUUAUAACUUCAUCCGUCAUUCUUCAGAAUUAUUCCGGCGAGGAGGAGCUUUGUUGUGUCUAUGUACCCACUAACCAUCUUUACCUCGGCGAUAUAUUUCUUAUCAACUCCAAAGAUGUAAUUAGGCCGAAUUUAUCAGUUCGUGAAGGAAUCGAGAUCGUAGUCUCCGGCGGCAUGUCGAUGCCCCAGAUCCUGACAACGGUCAGCUCAAAUACCAUACAAGUGGAUAGAACUAGAGCUAGCCGAGUCUGAAAAAGUUGACCUGCAGUUGUCUUUGUACUUCCAAUCCCCUUGAUUUGAGCUAUUGGGAUGGCCCACAUGAUUUGUUUAUCUAUAUUUCCAGAUUGUGAUAGUUGGCCGGAUUCUGAUGGCAUGUAACAUCAUUUUAUGGGUUUCGAUGAGGUGCAAAAUUCAACGAAAGUGGUUUCAGAUAUUAUGGGUUGUUUGGCUGUGGAAUUUCUUCUCAAAGAAUUAACAUAUUUUUUCCUA
Molecule: messenger RNA, 1187 nt
Organism: Magnolia sinica
Lineage: Eukaryota; Viridiplantae; Streptophyta; Magnoliopsida; Magnoliales; Magnoliaceae
Product: protein CONTINUOUS VASCULAR RING 1-like
Exons: 7
Coding region: 147-950 (267 amino acids)
Cellular component (GO): Golgi apparatus
Source: RefSeq, a predicted model, not a curated record